UUUACGAGUUUCAAUUUCUGGACCCUCCUCUGUCGCGACAUUCUUUGCUGCGUGCGUGUCUGUGUGUGUGUGUGUGUGUAGAAAGAAAGAAAAUAACAGAAAAGAAAAGUGUGUUUGCAUGGAACAUGCAUUCAAAAUUAGAAAGCAUCGAAAAGUGAACUUGAUGAACAUAGGAAGGGCGCCUGUCGCUUGAUUAUAGACGCAUAUAUAGAGACGCACUUCAAGAGCCCCCAUCACUCAAAACAACAACAACAACAACAAAUAUGGAAAACACGAGUUCUGGAGACGUAUUGGAUGGCGCAGCGCCAACUCAACUGUCGAAAUCGCCGUCCCCACAAGAGCCCGCGCAGGAAUGUGGCUGUGUGCGUAUCGGGAAAUGCAAAUGGUUUAAUGUGGCCAAGGGCUGGGGCUUUCUCACGCCCAACGAUGGCGGCCAGGAGGUGUUUGUGCAUCAGAGCGUCAUAAAAAUGUCCGGCUUUCGCUCGCUGGGCGAGCAGGAGGAGGUGGAGUUCGAGUGCCAGCGCACGGAGCGCGGUCUGGAGGCGACACGCGUGUCGGGUCGCCAAGGUGAUGAUUGCCAUGGGAGUACCUACCGACCGCGAAUCAAUAGAAAGACGCGUCGAAUGCGUUGCUACAAUUGCGGCGAAUUCGCAAAUCACAUCGCCUCGGAGUGUGCGCUGGGACCGCAGCCGAAGCGCUGCCAUCGGUGCCGGGGCGAGGACCAUCUCCAUGCGGACUGCCCACAGCGUAAUGUGUCGGCUGGUGGUGGUGGUGGUGGUGGUGUGACACAAACCCGCAGCAAAAGCACCGCCAGUGACGAGCCUCCUCAGGCGGAUGUCGAGGAAGGAGAAGCCGCUGCCUCCUAG
This is a messenger RNA of Scaptodrosophila lebanonensis, 866 nucleotides long. RefSeq names its product protein lin-28 homolog (gene lin-28). The transcript is spliced from 5 exons. Lineage: Eukaryota; Metazoa; Arthropoda; Insecta; Diptera; Drosophilidae. The record is from RefSeq and is a predicted model, not a curated record. Gene Ontology annotation, molecular function: zinc ion binding; nucleic acid binding. The coding region runs from base 264 to 866 and encodes 200 amino acids.